AUGAAUCGUAAACGGACAACGAGUCCGUCGGCGGAUCAAAAUAAUAAUCAAAUUGUUAAAAAACAAAAAACAAAUCAAAUAUCAGCCUUUGCAUCUUCUCCAACAUGUGCGUCAUCCUCUUUGUCCACAAUAACUAUAACACGAUCACAAUUAACAUUAAAACCGUACACCAUUGGUCAAUUAAAAAGUGUGACAUUAAUUAAUUUCAUGAAUCAUAGUAACUUUAAAAUAAAAUUUGAUUCAACACAUCUACAAAUUGUUACUGGAAAGAAUGGUUCUGGUAAAUCGGCAAUAGCCAAUGGUAUUUGUUUAGCUCUAGGAGCGCGUGCAAAUACAACUGGACGUACACAAAAUGCACAAUCAUUUGUCAAAAAAAAUAGCAGAUGUCAUGAUUUUCCAGCUAAUUUUUCGACAGCUCUUACAAGCUACAUAAGUUAUGCUGAGAUUACUCUAGUGUUGGCAAAUGAGGGUCCCGAAGCUUAUUUACCAUCUGUGUAUGGAAAUGAAAUUCACAUAACACGAAAAAUCGGCAUCCGACAAUCGUUAAACUCUUAUAGGAUUUGUUCUUCAUCCAAACAAUUAAAAUCAACGAAAAAAGAAACAAUUUCCGAUAUUCUACAAGCUUAUGGGAUUUCACCUGAAAAUCCACUAUGUGUUCUACAUCAAGAAAUUGCCAAGAAAUUUUUACAAGGAACUGAUCAUUAUGCAAAAUACAAUUUUUAUAUGAAAGCAUCACAGUUGGAAAACAUGAGAAUACAUUAUGAAGAUAGUUUAAGAUCGGUUGAUUCCGUGAGAAAUCGACUGGAUGAAAUGAAGAUGAAAGUAGAUGAAAUACGUCGAGAAGCAGAACCAUCACGUCGUCAAGUUGAAAUCAUGCAAAAAUAUCAAGAAAAUGAAAAGAAACAAAGUAAAUUAGAAAAUGAAUUGAAAAUUGCUGAAUUGAAUGAAUGUGAACAAACAUUAGCAAAAUUUCAACAGAAACUAGAUUUACUUCAACAAAAAAAACGACAGACUGAAGAACUUUUGAAAAAAAAAACAGAUGAAAUAUUAGAUUAUGAGAAUCGUUAUCAGAGUAUUGAACAAAUAAAAAAUGAUUUAGAACUCGAUCUUAAUCAUGAUUCAAAGGGUUUAAAAUCAUUUCUAUCAGAUAAAGAACGUAAAAUAAAAGCUUUAAAAUCCGAAAUUAAUAAAAAAUCUAAAUUAGCCGAACUAUAUUCUGAACAAUGUGAAGAAUUAGAACAAAAACGUCGACAAACACAACAAGAUAUUCUUGAAUAUAAUAAAACAGCACAAAAGGAGAUGACACUUGAACUACAAAAACGUCAGAUUAUUGAUCAAUUAAAAUCUUCUAAUGAUGAAUAUGAAAAAAUGGAUCGAGAAAUACUUGAAGAAGGCCAAGAAUCAGUUAAACUUCAAGAUAUUAUUAAAACUAAACAAGACUCAUUAAAUGAUGUAAUAUUAAAGAAAGAUGAACGAAAACAACAAAUUCAAAAAUAUCAAAGUGCCAAAGAUAAUCAUUUAAAAUUAUUUGGUAUUUGGAUUCCGGAUUGUUUAAAUGAAAUUGAAAGAUAUGCUUCAGAGAAACGUUUUCAUAAAACACCAAUUGGACCAAUAGGUCGAUAUGUUCGAUGUCCAGAUCCAAAAUGGGCUCAUGCUGUUGAACGUUGUCUUGAUAUGUUGAUGAUGUCUUUUAUUUGUUGUGAUAAUCACGAUGAACAACUUCUAAUAAAUAUUCUUUCAAAAUAUGCUCGAGAUCGUCCUCAAAUAAUAACCAUGCCAUAUCAAAAUAAAAUAUACGACAUAUCAUUAUCAUUGAAUCGAAUAAAAAAUGCUGGUCUCAAAAGCGUUUACACUGUAUUAGAAAUUGAUGAUAUAACAGUGGCAUGUGCUUUAAUCGAUCAGGCAUCAAUUGAAUCUUGUUUAUUAUUAGAAGAUCUAAGUGAAGCAAGAAAAAUUAAAGAUUCAUCCUUGUUUAGAAAAAUGGAAAAAAAUAUCAAAUUUAUUCGAACUGGUAUGACGCCAGAUGGAUCACAGAUCAUGUUUGGACAACCAUUUCGAAUUUAUACAUCAGCACAUCGUUCACUUAAAUAUUUUUCACAUAAAGAUCGUUAUCCAUUGACAAUUGAAGAAAUAAAAAAUGAUAUGAAAAAUGAUGAUCAAAUAAUUAAUGAUAUACAGCAGACAAUAAAUUUUACUAAAGAUAAAUUAAAUAAUUUAUGUAAAAUAUCAGAUGAAAAACAACGAAAAAUAAAAAUUUUGCAAAAAGAAAUUCAAACUUUAAUAAAAGAAAAAGAUGUUCUUAAUUCGACGUUGCCUGUUGUUGUUGAUAUAUCCGUUGAAGAAUUAGAACAAACUCAAAAUGAUUUAGAUCUUGCUUUAAAUGCGAAACGAAAUAUAUUUCAAGAGACUACUGAAGAUUUGAGUACGAUAAAUAUUGAGUUAAAUGAUAAUGAACUACAUGCCGAUAAUAUUGCGAAAAAAAUUUGUUCAAAAGAGAAAGAAUUAAUUGAUAUUCAUUUAAGACAACAAGAUAUUAUGCAAGAUAAACAUAAUUUAGUGAAUGAAGAAAAACAAUUAGAGAAAAAAGUCAAUGAUUAUAAUAUGAAAAUACAUCAUGAAAAUGAGACAAAAGCAAAAUUAAUUGAAACAAAAAAACAUUUAAUCAUGACGAGUAAUCGACGAACGAAUGAAAAUGUACGUUCAUCAAAAUUAAUUCAUAAAGACUUAGAAGAAAUUAAGCAAUUUCAAAAGAUGCAUCAUUCGAUGUCUGAUUAUGCAACAAGAAAGAAAAUUGCCAAUGAAUACGCGCAAAAACGUGAUUGUAAAAAAGAUUACAUUCAAAAAUAUCAAAAAAACGUUUUAAUGCUGAAACAACUCGAAGAGUUUGUCACAAAACGAAAGAAGGGUUUUGCUGAAAUAGCUGGCAUUCAUGAACACAUGGUUCGUGCCCGAUAUCGACAUUUUAUGCAACAGAACAAUUUUGAAGGUUCAGAUAUUAUUAUUAAUCAUAAAGAAGAAAAAUUGACUAUUAAAAUGGGAAAACAUACAGAUUUGAGAUCAUUAUCGGGUGGUGAAAGAUCUUUAUCAACAUUUUGUUUUCUACUAUCAUUAUGGACAACAAUUUAUCAGCCGUUUCGUGUUAUGGAUGAAUUUGAUAUUUACAUGGACAAUGAAAAACGCAAUAAAACUAUUCGAAUGUUACAUGAGAAUACUAAAUAUGAUUUAUCACAACAUAUCAUAUUUACUCCAUUAAACGUUGAUAAUGAUUUUUUAAGAUCUGUCAAUGUUAAUGUACAAGGAAUGCCCGAUCCAAAACGUUGUGCAAUAGUGAUUGACUGA
Didymodactylos carnosus is the source of this 3339-nucleotide messenger RNA. Lineage: Eukaryota; Metazoa; Rotifera; Eurotatoria; Philodinida; Philodinidae. The record is from the annotation of a GenBank genome assembly.